UCAAAUAUAAAAUGCUUUUCUGUGCGAGCAUCGUGCAGUACGUACACAUGACCUCUCUAGCCAGUUGGGCAGUUGGCCGGGCUUUGUACUCCUCAGACGACCAAGUUUGAGCAGGUCCAUAGAGGCUGUGCGCGACGCCGCACUACCGGGUGACCUUUGGUGCGUUUCAGUUCAACUUUGUCGGUAAACUGCUCGGCCCGAAGGGCAACUCUCUGAAGCGGCUCCAGGAGGAAACACUCACCCGAAUGGCGAUCCUGGGACGCGGCUCCAUGCGAGACAAAGUCAAGGAGGAGGAGAUGAGAAAGUCCAACCACCCGCGAACAGCCCACCUUCACGAAGAACUGCACGUGGAAAUCGUCGCCUUCGCCCCGCCCGCCGAGGCGUAUGCGCGCAUGGCCUACGCGUUGACGCAAGUGCGACGUUACCUGAUACCGGACAACAACGAUCAGAUCCGCCAGGAGCAGAUGCGGGAGAUGAAGCGUCUCGGUCUGAAGGAGGACGGCCGUCAGCCAGCCGGGGCCGAACACCGCGAGUCAGUCGGCGCUGAGGCUGAGGAGACGGCCUCGGGAUCAUCACCGGGUCAGGACGCCGGACUGCACUCACCAGAGGACGACCCCAAGUGUUCGGAGGAGCCGGAGCCGGCCGUUCCCGUGACCAGACCUCCUGCGCCGCUCCCCUCCGCUCCGCCCCAGCGGCAGCGCGUGCUCAACAUCCUGGACCGGGCGCGGCUUAUCUCCGAGAGUUCGCGGGUGGCCAAGCUCACCAAGAGUGUCGACAGCCGCAGUUUUACCCUGGAUGGGGGCUACGAGCUUCCCGAGGCCUUCCUCGCUCCAGAUGGUCGGAGCCCCCUCCAGUGGCUGGGCCUACGAGGCCCGAUGGAGCGACGCCGCCUGAGACCGGCUCCCUACAUCAUCCCCAAGUAGACGGCCAGCUGACCUGGCCGCCGCUGACCCGGCCAGGUCACGUCCGGUGACCUCUGUCAGGUCACGCCCGGUGACCUCGAUCAGGUCAUGGCCGAUGACCUCUGUCAGGUCACUUCAGUCUGGACACAGGGUCAGCUGAGAGACAACCGGACUCAAGCGGGCACGUUUGGUUGGCGCCUCUCGUAAGGUGUGCUCAGAGUGUAUGAUGUCCCAAUGGUGCUGUAAAUGGAGACUGUUGUGAACUUGUGGACAGACUGGCCGGUGUUGUACGGACCGGAUGGUUGGCCAGAGGAGCCCCGGUGUAGCUCUCCCUGGUCAAGAAGGGACAGACACGGACUCACGGUGGAGUGGGCCGCGCCGGGAAGACCGGAUUCCAACCAGUGCCAAGCUAAGAGCGUCUAGCUCUGGAUGGAAGACGCAACGAAGUCUCACUCCGAUGAGAGGUGUGACCGGUCCUGGACGCCAACUACCGGUCAGCGGUAAGCGGUCAGACGAUCACCUCACGGAUCGCUGAUACUUCACGGAGAGCACAUGGUCACCUCACGGGUAGGCUCGUGACUGAGAGGGACACCGCGCCGGGAGGCUCACGGCCGGCGCACCGCGAGUGUUGGUGCGUGUGAACUGCAGCCAGCCACGACAGACUUUCUGUGGUGAUACAGACAUCGGAUCAGCUGGACCUUAUAAGGCCUCUCUGACUCGGGAAAGCACUCAGACCCAGUGGCCAAAGCGUGCACAGAGCUAAUGGAAUGAACCGAUAAUGAGAAUUCUGACGGCUGUAACUGGUCAACUUCAUUCGUGAACACGGCUCAACUGACUACUGUUGAUGUGUGUGCUACGGCAACUGUAUGUUUGUGAACCUUGUAGAGCAGCUUUUGUUAUCUUGUUACUGUUUGCGAUCCUUUUCGUAGGUAUAUGAUCUUAGAACCGAG
Molecule: messenger RNA, 1852 nt
Organism: Amphibalanus amphitrite
Lineage: Eukaryota; Metazoa; Arthropoda; Thecostraca; Balanomorpha; Balanidae
Product: KH domain-containing, RNA-binding, signal transduction-associated protein 2-like
Exons: 7
Coding region: 246-923 (225 amino acids)
Biological process (GO): regulation of alternative mRNA splicing, via spliceosome
Cellular component (GO): nucleus
Molecular function (GO): mRNA binding
Source: RefSeq, a predicted model, not a curated record